AUGUCGCUGCGCUAUUCGGUUCGCCGCGGCAACCCUGGAGACGAGGCACGGGUGGGCGACGCCGACGCGGACGAAGGCGCAUCUAGCUCAGGCUGGAAGGCUGAGAUUGAGUCCAUCACCAACGGCACCCACCCGGCGCUGGUGGCGGAGUUGGCGAGCCACAAGGCGACGAUGCAGCAGCAGAUUACGCAGGCGGAGGCGCUGAAGAAUGCGCAGACGAAGAACGUGCUCGCGCUAUUCGAGUGCGACAAGAAGCAGGUCGAUGAUGAGUACAAGGCACAGCUCGAGUUCUUUCAGAGCCGGCUAAUCGACUCGCUGGAGCAGAAGCAGCGCGCGAUGGCGAGGCAGGUCGGCUUCAAGCACGGCCGGCGCCCGGCGGACCCCGCCAAGGGCGACGCCAAGGGGGGGGAGGGCGACGCCAAGCGCGCCAAGAAUGUGGACCACUACACAGUGCGCAGCGCCGCGAUGGCGAGCGGGGACGCGCACGGCGGCAACGAGGUGUGGUACGACCGGAGCCGGCUGCAGCUGCAUUGCCACGGGCACAGCUUUGAGCGAAACGGCGCCGUCCUCGUCUAUCAGCACGGGCAGCGGCUGGAGGACGAGUGGACCAUUUCGGCGAUGAAUGCGGUCGAGACGACGCUGCGGGCGCGCGGCGCCUGCGAGGCGAGCGAUGGCGCCAAGCUCAAGGUGACCCUCUCGCAGCUGCGCAGCGGCCGCUACUCGCUCAAGCCGCCUAUGGUGCCGUCCGGCUCGCUGGGCUUGGGCUCGCGCGGACCCGCUCUCGAAAAAGGAGGCGGGCGCGGCGCCUCGGCCUUGGCAUAA
Emiliania huxleyi CCMP1516 is the source of this 822-nucleotide messenger RNA. RefSeq lists its product as hypothetical. Lineage: Eukaryota; Haptophyta; Isochrysidales; Noelaerhabdaceae. The transcript is spliced from 7 exons. The record is from RefSeq and is a predicted model, not a curated record. Bases 1 to 822 code for a protein of 273 amino acids.